This is a messenger RNA of Cyanidioschyzon merolae strain 10D, 1833 nucleotides long. RefSeq lists its product as hypothetical. Bases 1 to 1833 code for a protein of 610 amino acids. Gene Ontology annotation, molecular function: protein binding. Gene Ontology annotation, cellular component: preribosome, large subunit precursor. The transcript has a single exon. NCBI's taxonomy places the organism in Eukaryota, Rhodophyta, Bangiophyceae, Cyanidiales, Cyanidiaceae. The record is from RefSeq and is a predicted model, not a curated record.
AUGGUCCCAGAUAGUGUUCAACUUCGUUUCUAUGACGUCUCCGGGGUGGCAAAGUAUGCGCAUGCUGAUGGGCUGGAGAUAAGAGUCCCUGUCUCUUUCGGACGCAAGGGUUUAGAGAACAUUCUUAGAGAGCUUUUUGGUAUUCCGGUGUUAGAGAGCGGCGAUGACAGGCUCCUUUUCGAUUUCGUUGUUUACGGGGAGCCACCAGUACGACAGCGUGUACAGAGGGAGUCUAGCUUGAGCUCCAGGCUGACAGGGAGCCUACUAAGGGCCCCGUUGGGGAAGUUUUGCGAACGCAGAGGUAUCCCGCUUGAGACAACGCUACACGUAGAAUACUUUCUCUGCCACGCGGAACCCCGACAAGAAGAAACUUUAGCCGAAAUAGACGGCAAUAAUAACUGGGUUUGGAGCUUGUCAUGCUUGAAAAGACAGGGUUCCCGCUCGGAUGACGUUGAAAUCGUCGCCUACUACGGCCUCGGUGGAAAAGGUGGCCUCCUGGAGCUCUUCGGCCCCUCAGUUGAGGUCAUGCGGCGACUGACGCUUGACGAGUCGCACUUGCAAGAACAGGUUCGAGCGCUCGCAUGGUUCACCCGACCCGAGGUGGCCUUUGCUUGGGAGGAUCCGGAAGCAAAGCCGGAUCCGAAACAGCGAAACAUGUCAAGGCAUUUGACUGUGGCAUCCAUGAAACCCGUUGACAAAGAUGAAUCGAAACGAACGAGUCCUUCCAGAGGCGAAGCUGACGAAAGGGCAGGGCUCGCGAGCAAGGAUUCACGGACAAUCGGUUUUUCCGAACGGAUGACACACGCGACUGGUGGGCGCUUGAAGCAGCCAGCGGGUCUCGUUUCUUCCGACUAUCCAAGGCUACAACAGAAAGGCUCAUUUCUAACAGGUUCGGAAUAUCUCGCAGCAGGGACCCUGUCAGGAAAUAUCGUAAUCUUUUCGUUCGAGCAAGAGGCGGCACAGUGCACGCCUCUAGCCUUUUCGCAAACUCUCCUUCGGGAUUCGAGCACCUCCGCUCUAGUGCGUCAGAGAGCCUCAAUCGAAUCCAUUGAUGUGGAGACUGCAGGUAGCUGGGUCACCUAUGGAGAUUCUAGAGGCAGCGUCGCUGCAUUCCGCUGGGAUAUCACUGCGUCAACCGACGCCGCUGAGACGAUAAUUCUGGCAAAAGGCCCUGCCAACGGUUUUGAGAGCCGAGGUGCGAAAGCAACCGUUACAUCGAUCGUCGGCUUACAAGGCCAUGGGUCUGGCAGCCCUAUACGUUGUGUACGCUGGUUAUCGUCGAGCCAGGGGAGCGCUGCUUUAGUCUGCAGCGCCUCCUGGGAUGGUUCCGUUCGUAUCUGGGACGUAGAGCAGUGCGCUUGCGUGCACGAGAUGCUCCUUGCUGGAACUAGGCCAAAUUGUUUCGUAUCAUGGAAAGCCGCAAAUGCUGAAAACUCUUACGAUAACUUGCUUAUCGUUGGUUGCGUAGACGGAAGCAUACGUUUGCUGGAUCCAAGAGAAGCCCCUGUGGGAAAAACGAAGGGCGCGACUCUUAGAGCAGCUCACGGGAAAACAUUCAUUUCAGAUGUUGCUUUGCUUACCCGGAUUCCAGAGUCUGGGCAUUACCAGGGAACGGAGGCGAUUUUUUCGGUUGGUUACGAUGGCGCAGUUCGGGCAUGGGACCUGCGGUGCAUACCAACAGAGUCCCAGUUUCAGAAUCGUGCUGCGGCUAUGCUUUGGGAAAAGCCCGAUGCUCAUGCAGGGAAAGCAGUCCUUAGAUGUUCUCCGUUAGAAAAGAAUGGGUCCCUUCUAACAGGAGGAGCAGAUGGAACCGUCCAGAGAAUUGCCUGGUGA